Molecule: messenger RNA, 1050 nt
Organism: Ceratosolen solmsi marchali
Lineage: Eukaryota; Metazoa; Arthropoda; Insecta; Hymenoptera; Agaonidae
Gene: Ada
Product: adenosine deaminase-like protein
Exons: 7
Coding region: 10-1050 (346 amino acids)
Biological process (GO): adenosine catabolic process; inosine biosynthetic process
Molecular function (GO): adenosine deaminase activity
Source: RefSeq, a predicted model, not a curated record
AUAAUUAAGAUGUUUGAAAAUAAUAGUGAUAUAGAAAAUAGUAAAUGCCUUCAACAAUUUUGUCAAAUAUUACCAAAGAUUGAGUUGCAUGCGCAUUUGAAUGGAGCAUUAAGCAAAAAGACAUUGGAUGAUUUGUAUAAAAUGAAAUACCCAGAAAAGACUGAUACGUGCGAGGCUUUUAAUUUUGCAUCGUUAAAAGAAGUCUUCGAAGUUUUUAACAUUGUUUAUUCUGUAACUACAACACCAGAGGCUGUCUUUAUUGCAACGUAUAAUACAAUCAAGGAAUUUUACGAGGACAAUGUCAUUUAUUUGGAAUUAAGAAGCACACCUCGCGCAGAAAAUGGAAUGACAAAAACAGAAUACGUACUAGCUAUUUUGAAAGCCAUAGAGACAUGUCAAACGGAAAAAAUAGAUAUUAUUGUGAAAUUAUUGAUAUCGAUCAAUCGAAAACAGGGCUACAAGGCAGCAAAAGAAAAUAUUCACUUAGCUAUUGAUAUGUGCAAAGAGUACAAAAAUAUAGUUGGCAUUGACUUGUCCGGAGAUCCAACGAAAGGAGAAGCUUUUAUAGAAUUACUUUAUCAGGCUAGAAAAGCUGGCUUGAAGAUUGCUGCGCACUGUGCCGAGGUUGCGAACGAAGUGGAAUGUAUGAAUAUUUUGAAAUUUAAACCUGAAAGAUUGGGCCACGGCACUUGUAUUCAUCAACAUUCAAACGGAUCGGAAAGGCUAUACCAAACCUUAUUAGAUUCUAAGAUCCCAGUUGAAAUAUGUUUGACGUCAAAUGUUAAGUGUAAAACUGUUGCAAAUUAUAGCUCUCAUCAUUUUAAAUAUUUGUAUGAAUCGAAGCAUCCCGUUUGCAUAUGUACUGACGAUAAGGGCGUUUUUGACACAACUUUGUCAAAGGAAUUCACGCUGGCUGUCGAGCAUUUUAAUUUAAAUAAAAGUCAUCUUGUCAAUUUAAUGAAAUCCACCGUUAAUUAUGCUUUUGCAAGUGACAUUGAGAAAAAUAAGAUGAUUGAAAUAAUUGAUAAUUUCAAAAAUGUUUGGAUUUAA